CUGGUCGGACUCGGGCUGACGGAGAAACUCCGGCCAAGCCCGUGUCACGUGACUCCGCCACCGGCUGAGAGGAGCGAGAGCGCAGCCGGAGCGCCGCAGAUCCUCGGUGCUCACACGCCUGCUAACACCAGCAGCCCUUCACCGCCCAGUUUCUUUUUAACUCAACCCUUUUACUCCCUCCCGUGUUUCUCUGCUGUUGGCGGCUGUUCCUGAACCAGGUCGCAAACAUGACUGUUUUGAUUUUCACGUUUAAGGAUUUUGCUUUUCUAAUAGCAGACCGGCCUCCAGGACUAGGAUGACUGGGAAAAUCCAGACAAGCAACGUGACCAACAAGAAUGACCCGCGCUCCCUCAACUCCCGCGUCUUUAUCGGCAACCUUAACACGGCUGUGGUCACCAAGGCCGACAUAGAGGCCAUCUUUGCCAAAUACGGCAAGAUAGUGGGCUGCUCCGUUCACAAAGGCUACGCCUUCGUUCAGUACGCCAGCGAGAGGAACGCCCGGGCGGCAGUGGCAGGGGAGAACAGCAGAGUCAUCGCUGGACAGUCUCUAGAUAUCAAUAUGGCAGGAGAACCAAAACCAUACAGGCCGAAGAUGGCCUCUAAGAGACCCCUCUCAUCCCUCUACAGUGGCUAUGAGUUUGACUAUGACUACUACAGAGAUGAUUUCUACAGCAGGCUCUUUGAGUACCAUGGCCGUGUUGUGCCUCCGACCCGAGCCGUAAUCCCCAUCAAACGUUCCCGGCUAAUCGUCCCGUCCACUCGCAGAGCCAAAUCCUCCUUUCCAGUCAGGGCCUGUUCUUCCUCCUCUUCCUCCUCCUCUUCAUCCUCCCGAGCAAUCAACAUCGGCUCGUCAAUCACUGGCCCUAAACAAUGUACUCGCCAAAGUAAAUCGUGUGACCAGGGAACAAAGGCUUUGCAAAUGAAAAAAAUGAAGACAGACCAACUCCUAACCAUCAAGAAGGAGCUGUCGCAGAUCAAGACAAAGAUCGACUCAUUGCUGGGCAGGUUGGAUAAGAUUGAGAGGCAACAUCGCUCCGAGACCGAGAUGCAGAGGAAACAGGAGGAGGUGUGUGAGCGUCUCCAUGGUGAUGGUGAAGACCACUCUGGAGGAGAGGAGGUGGAGGGAACAGCCGAGGUGGAGGCAGGAGAAAUGACGGAUGGAGGCGAGGAUGACUUUGAAGAUGAAGGAACCAGCGACAUGAUAGAGAACCACAUAUCAGACAUCGACAACUGAGUAAGCAAAGAAGUUGCGACAACGGAUACCAGCAAAAUCCUCUUGAUCACUGAGGUGUGUUUAAAGUGAAAGGCGGCAUGCGGAAGUGACUGACAACAGAGGAAGAUGUUUUCAGACGUGUUGCAGCUUGUUUGCCUCAUCCAAAUAUCACACUCCUGAUGUGUGCUUAUCAAAAUACGGGAUUUAAAUGUUCUCCAGACUACUGCAAGAUGCAGAGUGUUGAAUAUUCUCUCGUCAGAAUGUUUGCUCUUCUGAAAAAUGCAGACAGAAGCAGUAUAUUGUGUGCUUAACACUUAUUGUUCUGUAUUGUGCAUAUAAAUACAGUUAUGUGAACAAAAGAACAUGAAAUGGUCUCUUUUUGUUGUAUUUUUGACGUAUGUUCAUGUUUCUGUGAGCCAGCCACACUGCAGGGAGAGAGCUGAAUAUGAAUGUAGGUUAAACUUGUGUUUUCUGGCACCUGAUGAUAGUGUGAUUUGUUUUAAUUGUACAUUUUGGGUGAAAUCUACAAAUAGUAGGGUUUCCGCUGUUUCACGCUGUAUUUGAUGCAUACUAUGUUUAUCAUUUGUUGAUCACAAUAAGAAGCAUUUAAAAUUUAUUUAUGUCUUUUUCAUGGUGAUCUGAAGAUAACUUCAUGGUGAUCUGAAGAAUAACUUUCAGCAUGUUCAACGUGUGACUACAGAUAAUUUGUAUUCAUUGCAUCUGUUGUACAGUCAUGGAUGAGAAGAAUUUUUGAAAUAAACCUGCCCCCAAUCUUGAAAA
This is a messenger RNA of Fundulus heteroclitus (mummichog), 1993 nucleotides long. Its product is annotated as RNA-binding Raly-like protein. The record is from RefSeq and is a predicted model, not a curated record. The transcript is spliced from 11 exons. The coding region runs from base 296 to 1234 and encodes 312 amino acids. Gene Ontology annotation, cellular component: nucleus. Lineage: Eukaryota; Metazoa; Chordata; Actinopteri; Cyprinodontiformes; Fundulidae. Gene Ontology annotation, molecular function: RNA binding.